GCAUUAUUUAAGAACCCAAAGUGGGGCAGAUUUAAGUUUUUAGAAAAAAACUCUGGAUAAAAUUUGACAUGGUCUAUCAAACCAAAGCCUGCAAUUUUCAUAAACAGUAUUUUUAAGAUUUUGUCCAUAGGGAGCGAUAUUUCUCUCGGGUCUAACAAAACACAUUAAGGUUUUCAAAACUGCUUUCAGUUUUCUUAAAGCAAUCGGGCCCAAAUUUCAUUAUUUUUCAAUUUAAAGUAUAAUUUCAUCCAAAGUUCGUUAAUUUUUAUUAUUUUAGUAAAACCCUGUUUUCAUUUUACCAAAUCAAUUAUUUAUAAAUCUAUCUAUUCUAAUAAAUUGUCACAAAACUUAUUACAAAUUUAUUAUCACUAUAAAAAUUUCAAAUAAAUAAAUAAAAGUAUAAACAAAAUUCCAAAAAAAUGCCCGAUAUCGCUAAAGAAACUGAAAGAUUAGAUAAUGAAUUUAAUGAAUUAAUGCAAAAACUGGAAAGUUUUAUGUAUAUAUACAAUUAUCGUGAGAAAUAUCUUAUAACGGAAUGGUUAACAAAAUUGAAAAAUUCUAAAACAUCAUUGGAAGAAAGAAAAUUACGAAAUCGUUUUCUAAAAUAUUUUGUUACAAAUCAAGAGUCUGCCGUUAAUGUCUUUCGUUUGGAACCAUUUAAUAAUCCUAAAGAUUUUAGUGGACCAUUAAGGGAUUUGAAAAAGUUGUUGCCCAAAGAUCCUGACGAAGCUUUGAAUCCUUGAGAUGAAAAACGUUCUUAUAUGGCGGAUUUAUUUGAUAAAUUACUUGAUAAAGGUGCAUUUUUAGCUCAACAGCCUGUACCACGAUGUGGUACAUUUUUAUACUUAUUUCGUUGCAUUUGA
Messenger RNA from Lucilia sericata (common green bottle fly), 863 nucleotides. RefSeq lists its product as uncharacterized. Lineage: Eukaryota; Metazoa; Arthropoda; Insecta; Diptera; Calliphoridae. The record is from RefSeq and is a predicted model, not a curated record.